CGUGUUUACCAAAAGUCGACUGUUUUCCGCCCUGCACUGUGUUGGCAGUGGUGUCGGGCUAGUUGCGUACGUACUUUCGAUGACAGUUUGACCGAGUUUCCGCCUGCUUGGUCCUCGGAAGCCUUUUAGCCUUACUGGACUUUGUCGCCAGCCGAAACUUUGGAGAGGGAAGCAGUUGUCAUCCACGGGAAAUCAUGCCAGAGACGGAACUAACUACGGGACCCGAGGAGAAAUCGGAGCUUGUUUUCUUCGUCAAUGGCAGGAAGGUUGUGGACCAGGAUGCUGACCCAGAGAUGACCCUAUUGACCUACCUCAGGACGAAAUUACGCCUGACAGGAGCGAAACUGGGCUGUGGGGAGGGAGGCUGUGGAGCCUGUACUGUCAUGGUGUCCAGGUACAGCCAGGCACAGGGGAAAGUGCUCCACCUUGCCGUGAACGCCUGCCUCGCUCCCAUCUGUUCCCUACACGGUGCAGCUGUCACCACAGUGGAGGGGAUCGGCAGCACCAGGACCAGACUGCACCCUGUACAGGAGAGACUAGCGAAGGCCCACGGGUCCCAGUGUGGGUUCUGCACCCCGGGGAUCGUCAUGUCCAUGUACACCUUACUGCGCAACCACCCCUGCCCAGACAUGGACCAGUUGGAGGCAGCCUUUCAGGGUAACCUGUGCAGGUGUACUGGCUACAGACCUAUUCUGGAGGGAUACAAGACUUUCACCAAGGAGUUCCAGGGCUGCUGUGGAGGGAUGGCUGGGAACGGCUGCUGCCGUAACAUUCAAAAUGGGCAGGCAGCCAAUGGGCACGCAGAGAAUGGGCAGGCAGCCAAUGGGCACGCAGAGAAUGGGCAGGGAGCCAAUGGACAUGUGGCCAAUGGAGACACAGUCAAUGGACAGCCCAAUGGAAAUGCUGGGAAUGGAUGGACUGAGGAUGUCUCCACUGAGUUGUUCCAGGUGUCAGAGUUCAGGCCCCUUGACCCCACCCAGGAGCCAAUCUUCCCACCCGAGCUGAUGAAAUCUGCGGGUGGUGAUCAAACAACUCUGAAGUUUGUCGGGGAGCGAGUCACUUGGAUCAAACCUGCGACUUUCAAGGAGGUUCUGGAACUGAAGACAAAGUUUCCACAGGCCAAGCUGGUGGUCGGGAACUCAGAAGUUGGUGUUGAGGUGAAGUUUAAGAACUGUGAAUACCCCCUGAUCAUCGCACCUGGACACCUGCCUGAGAUCAACUUCCACAGGUACACCGAACACGGCAUCACAUUCGGAGCCGGAUGCACACUUACCUACCUCAAUGACACCCUGACAGAGGCCAUAGCUGAUCUUCCAGAACAUCAGACCAGACUGUUUGCUGCCAUAGUGGAGAUGCUGAGGUGGUUUGCCGGCCACCAGAUCAGGAAUGUCGGGUGCAUCGGAGGGAACAUUGUGACGGCCAGCCCCAUCUCUGACCUGAACCCCAUCUUCCUAUCAGCCGGCUGCACCGUGACGGUGGCGUCCCACCAGGGAGGCAGCCGAGUGGUCAGGAUGGACCACGACUUCUUCCCCGGCUACAGGAGGACCGCUGUUGCUCCUGAGGAGGUCAUGGUGUCUCUGGACGUUCCUUUCACCAAGGAGAAUGAGUACUUCCUGGCGUACAAGCAGGCCCGGAGGAGGGACGAUGACAUCGCCAUCGUGAACGCCGCCUUCCGUGUCCGGUUUGAGGAGGGGACAAAUGUUAUCCGUGACAUCGGGCUGUCCUUCGGAGGAAUGGCUCCCACCACCGUCAUGGCUCGCAACACAGCCAACAGGCUCACAGGACUGAAGUGGGACAACGAUCUUCUCCCCGAGGCCUGCUCGAGUCUGGAAGACGACCUGCCGCUGCCCCCGUCUGUCCCCGGAGGAAUGGCCGAGUUCCGCCGAACCCUCACCACCAGCUUCUUCUUCAAGUUCUUCCUGUCUGUACAGCAGAGGCUAAACAUCAAGGAUGUCCCCCCGCCCUACAGGAGUGCCUGCAGCCUGUACCACAGAGAGUCCCCACACGGAUCACAGAUGUACCAGGAGGUUCCUGAAGGUCAGGGGAGGGAGGAUGCUGUCGGACGUCCCAUCAUGCACCUGUCAGCGCUGAAGCAGGUGACAGGAGAGGCCGUGUACACAGACGACAUGCCGCCCUUACAGGGUGAGCUCUAUGUUGGACUGGUGCUAAGCAAAAAGGCUCAUGCCAAAAUUCUCUCCAUUGACCCGAGUGCGGCCCUACAGAUGCCAGGUGUGGAGAUGUUUGUUGGUGCUGAGGACGUUCCCGGAUCCAACAUCACCGGCCCCGCGGUCAUGGACGAAGAGGUGUUCGCAUCUGAGAAGGUGACCUGUGUUGGGCAGGUGGUAGGUGCCGUGCUGGCAGACACACAGGCACAUGCGCAACGGGCAGCUAAAUCAGUGGCCGUGCAGUAUGAGGACCUGGAACCCAAAAUCAUCACCAUUGAGGAUGCAAUUCUGCACCAGUCGUUCUUCCAUCCCAUCAACAAGAUAGAGAAGGGCAAUCUGCAGGAGGCUUUUGAGAAGGCUGACCAGAUCAUUGAGGGGGAGUUGAGGAUCGGAGGCCAGGAGCACUUCUACCUGGAGACAUGCGCCGCGAUCGUGGUUCCUCAUGGGGAGGACGGGGAGAUGGAGAUAUACUGUUCCACACAGAACCCCGCUAAGACACAGAUGCUGGCAGCCAAGGCUCUGGGUGUCCCUGCAAACAGGGUGGUCUGCCGGGUGAAGAGGAUGGGUGGAGGGUUUGGAGGGAAGGAGACACGAACAUGUGUUGUCAGUUCAGUCUGUGCUGUGGCAGCUCACAAGGCUCAGCGGCCAGUGAGGAUCAUGUUGGACAGAGAUGAGGAUAUGAUGAUGAUAGGAACAAGGCAUCCUUUCCUGAGUAGAUACAAGGUUGGGUUCAUGAAUGACGGGAGAGUUGUGGCACUGGACAUCAGUCUGUACAAUAAUGCAGGGAACUCUCUGGACCUGUCUCGUGGGGUUAUGGAUCGAGCCCUAUUCCACUCCGACGGCGGUUACACCAUUCCCAAUGUCCGUGCUGUCGGCUACGUCUGUAAGACCAACACCGUGUCCAACACGGCCUUCCGAGGAUUCGGCGGUCCCCAGGGGCUUUUCUUUGCAGAGGGUUGGAUUUCUGAUGUGGCUAUCAAGUGUGGCAUCUCUCAACUCAAGGUGCGAGAACUGAACAUGAACAGGGAGGGAGACCUGACUCACUACAACAUGAAGCUGGAGCGGUGCCAGAUGGAGCGUUGCUGGCAGGAGUGUGUGAAGAAGAGCGACUUCCAUACCAGGCGCAGACAGGUCAAUAGGUUCAAUGGGGAGAACAGGUGGAAGAAGCGUGGGCUGGCGGCCGUCCCAACCAAGUUUGGGAUCUCCUUCACUGCAACAUUCCUCAACCAGGCCGGUGCCCUGGUGCACGUGUACACGGACGGGUCCGUGCUGCUGACCCACGGUGGAACAGAGAUGGGGCAGGGUCUGCACACCAAGAUGGUGCAGGUGGCCAGCAGGGUGCUGAGGAUCCCCACCUCCAAAAUCCACAUCAGCGAGACCAGCACCAACACCGUACCAAACACAUCCCCAACUGCUGCCAGUGCCAGCUCAGAUCUCAACGGGAUGGCAGUCAAGCUUGCCUGUGAGACCAUCCUGCAGCGACUGGAGCCGUACAUGGGGAAAGGCUCCUGGGAGGACUGGGUGCGGGCGGCGUACUUCGACAGAGUCGGUCUGUCAGCCACUGGCUUCUACAGGACCCCAGGACUAGAUUACGACAUGCAGAAGAACGAAGGAAGACCCUUUAACUACUUCUGCUACGGAGCAGCCGUGUCAGAGGUCGAGAUUGACUGCCUCACAGGAGACCACACGGUUCUACGUACAGACAUUGUGAUGGACGUGGGAGACAGCCUGAACCCUGCUAUAGACAUUGGACAGAUUGAGGGAGCGUUUGUGCAGGGCUACGGCCUGUUCACCAUGGAGGAGCAGGUCUACUCGCCUGAUGGGGUGCUGUACUCACGAGGACCCGGCAUGUACAAGAUUCCCGGCUUUGCCGACAUCCCCGUCCAACUCAACGUGUCCCUGCUGAGAGGCGCGCCCAACGACAAGGCAAUCUUCUCAUCCAAGGCUGUAGGAGAGCCUCCGCUCUUCCUGGCCUCGUCCGUCUUCUUCGCCAUCAAAGACGCCGUCUCCUCUGCCCGGGCGGACGCGGGGCUGAAGGGCACGUUCCGCCUGGACAGCCCCGCAACGGCCGAGCGCAUCCGCAUGGCCUGCCAGGACCAGUUUACUGCACAGUUCCCUGCAGCUGAACCUGGAAGCUUCAAACCCUGGGCCAUCAGGCUUUAGGAGAGACUAUAUUUGAGACAGCUGUGGAACACUGAAGAAGAAAGCACGUCGGCAGAACAUACUGCACCUGAGCGAAACCCAGAUUUUUCACGGGUCUUCUUGAACGUUUGGUCAAGUUUGAAACAGAAUUUUGAUCAUUGCAGAUGAUUAUUAUUAUUAAUAUCUUUUACAACACAUUUCAAAACUGUAAACAAGAUCCUUAAAUACUACAUGAAUACAACCAGAAUGAAAUGUUUUGCAGAAUUGCUAUGCACAAUACAUUACGGAUUUUGUGCAGGUGCAGUACAUCCUACCGACACACAUGCAAUGCUGAAGAAGAUCUUGCAUGGGCCAGUGAUAGCAAUAGCAGUAUUGGGAAGAAUGUGUGGUCAAGGGAUCAAUGAUAUAUUAUAGAUUUUUGUGCUUAAAAGAGCCGUAUUCAUGUAGACUAAGAUACUAAUAGGUGUCAUUAUAAACAUAGUGACCUGUGAGGGCCUGCAUGGGGGGGGGGGGUGAUUACAAAUUACGCAAAAUUGACGCUGCCGAUUACGUAAGUUCUCUGAGCUGAUUACGGACAAUUAUAUGUAAGGCUAAUGUACUGAUUAUGAAUUACGAUGAUUUUGGGCAGCUGCCUACAGAUUACGAAGGUUAAGAGGGCAGGAUUACGACUUACAGAAUAGGGCAUGCAGGCCCUCACCUGUGUGUUGUGAUAAUCUGGGCAUCCUGUUACCAAAGUUGCAAGCAAGACUGUACUAUUUCUGUACUUUUGUUGAAAUUGUCAACCUUUUGGAUGCUAAAGAUGAAUGAAAAGUUUGAUACGAAACAAAUGUAAAGAGAUUGUGUGAAAUAAGCUAAAAGUUAGACACUUGAAAUUACUAGAAAUUAUUUUCUGAUAUUCUCCAGUGAGAUAAUAAAUACAUAAGCCAUUAUUAAUAUAGGAGUAAGGUUAAACCAUAAUAUAUACAUUGUAUUACAUUUGUGUAAAAUAUAGCAUGAUAAUUAUGAAAUCACGAGCAGCAACUUGGAAAGAUGAGAAAUUCUUAUAUGGAUGUGAGAAUUGUUAGCUAGUGAUCAGUGGGAAUGGAUUCAAGCUAAUAUGGCUGAGUUAUGUUUACUUUCUUCCAUGUGAUGGUGGGAAUAUUAUAUUCUUACCUGACAUGUUAAAAGCUAAUAUGAAGUUGAGUUGCUGUUAUCAGUGAGUAUGCUUGUGCCAUUUUGUCUUUGUGAUGCCAAGAUAGUAUUGAAUAGAGUCUAAUCAGAAAUUAUUGGAUAGAGAUCUGAGGUAUCUUUGCAGGCAAUGCAAGCAGAAAUGGUUGUCCUUACAUUGCAACAUUGAAAUCGCAGUUCAAAUUGCAUCACAGAAACUAUUAUAAAUAUAUCUUUGUAAUGAUAAAUUGCUCAUUGUUGUGCUUGUUCUGAAUAUUUCUGCCACUGUAUGUUGAUUUCCAACUCACAUAAUGAUUCAGUGUAUGAAUAUAAGGAAAAAGCAAAACAC
Messenger RNA from Branchiostoma belcheri (Belcher's lancelet), 5802 nucleotides. RefSeq names its product xanthine dehydrogenase/oxidase-like. Gene Ontology annotation, molecular function: 2 iron, 2 sulfur cluster binding; iron ion binding; xanthine dehydrogenase activity. Bases 195 to 4328 code for a protein of 1377 amino acids. The record is from RefSeq and is a predicted model, not a curated record. The transcript is spliced from 35 exons. NCBI's taxonomy places the organism in Eukaryota, Metazoa, Chordata, Leptocardii, Amphioxiformes, Branchiostomatidae.